UAUGAUAUGACCGGCAAUGGCAUGUCCGCGGCCGGGGCCCGUCUGUCUUUCGUCUUCGCGAUGCGCGGUCCGUGCGUUGCCACGGAUACCGCGUGCUCGUCCAGCCUCGUCGCCACUCACCUCGCGGUGCGCCAGAUAGAGCACGGCGAGUGUGUUCAUGCGCUGUCGAUAGGAAGCAGCAUGAUUCUGAGCCCGCGCGGCGCGUUUUCCAUGUUUUCCAUCGCUGGGAUGCUGUCGACGAGCGGCCGAUGCCACACGUUCGAUUCCCGCGCGAACGGGUAUCAGCGCGGCGAGGGCUGCGUGAGCAUCGUGAACAGCUCCGGAUGUGGGGCUUUUUUUCUGUCCUCUCACUCCAAGGUUUUGGUCCUCGGCACGGCCGUGCAGCAAGACGGCCCGAGCGCAAGUCUAACCGCGCCCAACGGGUCAUCGCAAAAACGACUUAUCGAAAAUGUUCAAGAUAAUGGUGCCACUUACCGCACGCUGGAAGCGCACGGCACUGGUACGGCACUUGGAGACCCC
Messenger RNA from Aureococcus anophagefferens, 519 nucleotides. RefSeq lists its product as hypothetical. The transcript has 2 exons. Gene Ontology annotation, biological process: fatty acid biosynthetic process. Gene Ontology annotation, molecular function: fatty acid synthase activity. Lineage: Eukaryota; Pelagophyceae; Pelagomonadales; Pelagomonadaceae. The annotation marks the transcript as partial. The record is from RefSeq and is a predicted model, not a curated record.